Pristis pectinata (smalltooth sawfish) is the source of this 7025-nucleotide messenger RNA. RefSeq names its product mitogen-activated protein kinase 8 interacting protein 3 (gene mapk8ip3). Gene Ontology annotation, molecular function: MAP kinase scaffold activity; JUN kinase binding; kinesin binding. Gene Ontology annotation, cellular component: cytoplasm. The transcript has 34 exons. The coding region runs from base 80 to 4117 and encodes 1345 amino acids. NCBI's taxonomy places the organism in Eukaryota, Metazoa, Chordata, Chondrichthyes, Rhinopristiformes, Pristidae. Gene Ontology annotation, biological process: vesicle-mediated transport. The record is from RefSeq and is a predicted model, not a curated record.
UAAUAAGGAGUGGGCGCCGAGGAGCCCUGGAGAUUCGUAGCCGGGCUGCAGCAAAGCACCGCGGCUGCAGCGGAGGGAGAUGAUGGAGCUAGAUGAUGGGGUGGUUUACCAGGAUGACUGCUCCGUGUCGGUCAUGUCCGAGCGGGUCUCGGGCCUGGCCAACAGCAUCUACCGCGAGUUCGAGCGCCUCAUCCACAAAUACGACGAGGAGGUGGUGAAGGAGCUUAUGCCGCUGGUGGUCAACGUACUGGAGAACCUCGACUCGGUCUUCACUGAGAACCAGGAACACGAAGUGGAGCUGGAGCUGCUUCGAGAGGACAACGAACAGCUCCUUACCCAGUACGAGAGAGAGAAAUCACUCAGGAAACAGGCAGAGGAGAAAUUUAUCGAGUUUGAGGAUGCUCUGGAACAGGAGAAGAAGGAACUUCAGACACAUGUGGAAUCUCUGGAGCUGCAGAGUAGACAACUGGAGCUCAAGUCGAAGAACUAUGCAGACCAGCUUACCAGACUGGAAGAGCGGGAGACAGAGAUGAAGAAGGAAUAUAAUGCUUUACAUCUGAGACAUACUGAGAUGAUACAAACUUACGUGGAACAUAUAGAACGGUCCAAGCUGCACCAAGUAGGGGGAAAUGCCCAAUCAGAUGGAACAAUGACUAGCAGGAACAAUCAUCGCCAACCAUGGAGAAAAAGUAGGAAGGAACGGCCAAACACUUUGGGCCUCUUCCCUGUGUUGGAUGGGAAUCUUCGUGGACAGCAAGUUGGUCGUGUUACUCCUGGCUCUGACAACUGGCAUCUGAGUGACCUGAGUCAGCCUCCAUCAAAUUGUAGCCUGAAGGAUGAUACAUCGGAAUCUGGGCAAUCGUCUGCUGCUGCCACCCCGAGUACUGCAGGAACUAAAUCUAACACCCCAACAUCAUCUGUACCAUCUGCAGCUGUCACUCCACUUAAUGAAGUAGUUAAUCCAAUCUACAACGGGGACACCAAAGUCAAGAACCAGCGAAAGCGGGCGAAAGGUAAUAGCAGAAACAUGGAGGUCCAGGUCACCCAGGAGAUGAGGAACGUCAGCAUAGGCAUGGGAAGUAGUGACGAAUGGUCUGAUGUUCAGGAGAUUAUCGAUUCAACCCCAGAACUUGAUAUGUGUCAAGAUCCACGCUUUGAAGGACGUGGAGGCAACAGCCCCACACAGGGAAUUGUAAAUAAGGCAUUUGGGAUAAACACAGAUUCGUUGUACCAUGAGCUUUCUACAGCGGGGUCAGAGGUCAUCGGAGAUGUGGACGAGGGGGCAGAUCUGCUUGUGCGUGAUGAUUUCUUCGGAAUGGGAAAGGAAGUUGAAAAUCUCAUCAUGGAGAACACUCAGCUUUUGGAAACCAAGAAUGCCCUGAAUAUCGUGAAGGAUGACCUGAUUGCAAAGGUGGAUGAGUUAUCAAGUGAGCAGGAGGUGCUGAAAGGGGAGUUAGAGACUGUCAAACAAGCCAAAGCUAAGGUUGAGAACCGGAUGAAGGAAUUGGAGGAAGAACUGAAACGGGUGAAAUCAGAAGCUAUUGUUGCCAUGAAUAAUAAGGAGGGCAAAGAAGAGCUGGAGGACGUAAGUGAUGAUGUGCAGGUGGCACAGAGACGGCGCUUCACUCGAGUGGAGAUGGCACGGGUCCUGAUGGAGCGCAAUCAGUACAAGGAGAGGCUGAUGGAGUUGCAGGAGGCUGUCAGGUGGAUUGAAAUGAUCAGAGCUUCUCGAGAGGAUCCAGCAAUUCAGGAGAAGAAAAAGUCAGGUAUCUGGCAGUUUUUCAGUCGCCUCUUCAGCUCCUCCUCUACUGCGCAGCCAACUAAGAGACCUCCUGUCCUUCAUUACGCUGCUCCCAACACCUAUGGUUCGUCUGGUUUCACCAAGCGUCGAAGCCACACCAUGUCCCAAUUAUCUACCACCGACAGAUCACGUGCCAUGGAUUUCCUGCCUGAGGUACAGAAAGUGCCUAAGGAGGAGAAGAAACCAGACACAGAUAAUGAACAAGUUGACUGUACAUCAAAUGCUCGGCGAGAGUUGAAACGUGAGCAGUACCGGCAGGUGAGGGACCAUGUCAGGAAUGAUGAUGGCCGACUGCAGGCAUGUGGCUGGAGCCUCCCUGCAAAAUACAAACAGUUGAGUCCUAAUGGCAGCCAGGAAGACAAUCGCAUGAAGAAUGUCCCUAUCCCAGUCUACUGCCGUCCUUUGGUUGCAAAAGAUCCAACCAUGAAGCUUUGGUGUGCAGCUGGUGUGGACUUGACUGGCUGGAAGCCACAGCGCAUGGAUAAUGGGAGUGCGCUGGGUCGCUCACGCAGCUGUGAUCCCUUAACCUCCGAUGCUGAAAGAGAUGGGAAAAAUAGCAGCAGCCACAGUUCUCCUGACAAAAACAAGAAGGUAAACGAGGUCCACAGUGCAGAGGAUGUCUCCAGCCGUGUGUGGAUCUGUACUAGCACACACUCCACCAGUAAAAUUGUGAUAAUUGAUGCCAAUCAGCCUGGCACCAUUAUGGACCAUUUUAUAGUGUGCAAUGCUCAUGUUCUAUGUAUUACUAGCAUCCCAGCUGCUAGUGAGAGUGACUAUCCUGCAGGAGAGAUAUUUUUGGAAGGAGACUUGAAUCCAGAUGAUUCCAGUGGAGCAGAAGGAGUGUUAGCAGGAAUUACCUUGGUAGGGUGUGCAACCAGGUGCAAUGUUCCUCGGAGCAACAGCACAUCUAGAAGUGACACCCCAACAUCUGACAAAGGGCAAAGUGAUAUGGCUCCUCUUAAAAGCGGGAAGAUCAACCAACCACAAUCAACUGAAGAAGCAACCGAAGCAACUGAGGCAACAGGGAACGGUGUAACUGAUGCUGAACCAGCAUUGGCUCGGCCUAGUGCCUACACAGAACAUGUGUUCACAGACUCCGCGCGGACAGAAGACAGAACUCAGCUCAGGGAAAAUGGACAAACCAAGGAGGAACAGAAUACAGGCCAGUCAGAACAGGAAGCAAAUGUUCGCACCAAUGGAUCAAUCACAAGUGCAGCCCCUACUAUGUGGCUAGGGGCACAGAAUGGCUGCCUUUAUGUGCACUCUGCGGUAUCCAAUUGGAAGAAGUGCCUCCACACCAUCAAACUGAAGGAUGCAGUCCUUAGUAUCGUACAUGUGAAAGGGCGUGCUCUGGUGGCUCUGAAUGAUGGGACAUUAGCUAUAUUUCACAGAGCUGAAGAUGGUCAGUGGGAUCUGAGUAAUUACCACCUUAUGGACCUGCGACGUCCAAACCAUUCCAUCCGUUGUAUGGCCGUGGUGCAUGACAAAGUCUGGUGUGGCUACAAGAACAAGAUCCACGUCAUUCAGCCUAAAACAAUGCAGAUUGAGAAGUCUUUUGAUGCCCAUCCAAGAAGGGAAAGCCAAGUGCGCCAGCUGGCAUGGAUUGGAGAUGGGGUCUGGAUAUCAAUUCGCCUGGAUUCUACCUUGCGCCUCUAUCAUGCACACACACAUCAGCAUUUACAGGAUGUUGACAUUGAGCCUUAUGUCAGUAAGAUGUUAGGAACCGGCAAACUGGGAUUUUCUUUUGUGCGGAUCACAGCUUUGCUUAUUGGUGGAAACCGGCUUUGGGUAGGAACUGGAAAUGGAGUCGUUAUCUCUAUUCCAUUGACAGAAACUGUAGUUUUGCACCGAGGUCAACUGUUGGGGUUCAGGGCAAAUAAAACAUCACCAACUGGCAGUGAAGGAACCCGUCCUGGUGGAUUGAUUCGUGUAUAUGCGGAUGAAAGCAGUGACAAGGCCUCAAUUGGCAGCUUCAUCCCAUAUUGCUCUAUGGCUCAAGCCCAGCUCUGUUUCCAUGGACACAGGGACGCUGUCAAAUUCUUUGCAUCUGUGCCAGGUAAUGUUCUUGCAACGUUGAAUGGCAGUGUGUUAGACAGCCCUACAGAGAACCCAGGACCUACUGCACCUGAGCAAGAGGAGAGGAAACUGCAGCCUGUUUUGGUUCUCAGUGGAGGAGAAGGCUACAUUGACUUUAGGAUUGGUGACGGUGAAGAUGAUGAGACAGAGGAAAGUUUGCCCGAUGGAAUGAGACCAGCCCUCUCCAAAGCAGAACGGAGUCACAUCAUUGUCUGGCAGGUGUCAUAUGUUCCUGAAUAGGAUGUCACUCCAGCUCCCAGAUACCUGCAGAUCAUCUGUAUGUACAUAUAAGAUUCCCUGCAUUGUACUUGUCCAUAAAGAAAGCCACUUAAAAUCUAGAAUUUCUGUAGCAUUUCCAUGGUAUCUCCACUUUGGAAUUGCAUUUGUUGAAAUUUGCAACAAUCCAACACAUUUUGGAUUCAAUUUAAAAAUGGAAUGUUAAAAUCAUUUAAAAUAGCUAACACUGGCUUUUUGGAGACUGAAAUCUUAUUCACUUUAACAAAAUUUGUUGCUGUUUCAAGCACUUCCCUUUGUAAUUAGCCUGUCCUUAAAACAUGAAACAAAGAAUGCUACCAUAUUGCAUGCCAGAUGUUGAAAUAAUGUCAUAUGGCAACUUUCAUGUCUGUUCAUUUAUGUAUCAUGUAAAGGUUGAUUUGUUUAUAAGUAGCAUUUACUUUCAAUUUGUCCCCCAAAAUACUUAAUCAAACAUUAUUGCUGAUAAUGUUCAUACUUAAACCAAACCUGCAACAUUACUCAGCUGAAUUUCUCAUGAGGCCCUGCCUCUGUGUCAGAACCCAAAUGACAGGUAUUGGAAAAGGGCUAGAAAGGUGGAUAGGAGAUUUCAAAAACAAUAUUACGACUAUAUACAAUAAAGUGCAAAAACAGACUGAGAAUGGAUGUAGCUCAGUUCCUUAUGUUCUAGGAUGCCACUGAUGUUAAUGACACAGGGGAAGUGUAACCUUUUUUUCCAGAAACCUUCAGUCCACCAAUUUUUAACCUAUCCAUUCAUUCACUAUUAUUUGGCAAUUCCCAGAAAGGGUAGUAUUUCUUUAGGGAGAAAAGUGCAUUCACUUUCAAAAGGGGUUUCUGUAUAUGCUCGGUAGAAUGAAUUUUCACCAGACUUUGUUGUAGCUGUCAGCGUUCUAGUUGGCACUGUAAGGGUUUGAUAAAACCUGCUUUUUUCCUGGUUUAAUGUACAACAAUAUCUAAAAAGGGAUGGGGAACUAUGGAAUGUCAACUGGAUGCAUUCCUAUUCAUUUCUGGAUGUCAUUGAUUUGGAAAAAUUCUGGAGAUGUCAGGAAUUUAAAAAUGCUUGUCUCCUUCAAUUAACUAUUUUGAUCAGAGAAUUUCCUUUUCUUUUUUUAAGUGGCUAUGUUUCUAUUGGGAUAAAUAGAAUUACUAUUCAAGGUUUAACAUAGCAAUGAAAUAAAGACAAGAUCAUUGAUACCGGCAGUACAGUUUUCUGGACAGCUUCCUUCCCUGGACAGCUCAAAGGAUGGUUGUAUGUUUAGUAUAAGAUUGUUGCAAAUGAAUUGAGGUCACUGGGACCUUGAGCCCCCUAGAAGAACAUUCAGUGACCCAAGGAACAAAGAAAGAUAUUUCAGUAUUCAUCAGUAACCUAUUUCUCAUCUAUUUUCACCAUUUUACAAAACUACACAGUGAACAUACAUGAUUAUCCAGUAUUAAAACACUGAGAUACCACAUGCUUUGAAGGAAUUUUGUCUGCUGCCAGAAGUGAUCUUGAGUGAAAGCAGAGCAAAUCCUGUGGCUUGUACUAACUUAUUCAAAAUUUCCUGGGAUAUAGACAGUGCAGUCCUUUUUUGUGGUAUUAGUGUACCCCAGUAGUUUUAGCAAUGUAAAACUAGUUUUGAUCUUGAAAGGCUGGUAACUUCAUUAUAGGUCUGGGUCACCUUCCUCAGAUUAAAUUUUACUAAGAAUAAAAGUGAAAAUUGUGAAUAAUUUGUCAAAAAGGGACCCUUGGAGGUAAGUGGCAUUUCUCAGUCCUUAUUUUUCUUUUACAACCUUAAAUGUUGUGAGUUAGAUGGUGUGCUUUUUUAUUUGGAAGUGGGGAAUGGGAGAGAAUAUCAGGGGACCAACCAACAGAUGACUGCUAACCAAUGCACUGAUUGCAGUUGCAAUGUAGUUUGUGCUUUUGCUUCUAGGGUGAAGGACAGAAGCAGUUAAAAUGUAGGGGGUAAUAUAGAUCAAGAUGGAAAGACAAAACAUUUAAUGUGAAAAGAACAAUAAGUUUUCAGUUUCCAUCUGAGCCACGUGGGAAUUUUAAGAAUUGCGCAUAAGAAUUGAGUGCCUACUAUGACCUCCAAACAUUACUGUAGGCAUAUUUGAGACAGUUGUCCUGGGUAUAAGAAGGAAAAUUUUUGAGUGUGGAAUUAAGAAAUUCUGUUUUAAUAUCCUGGAGUAUGUUAUAAAUGUUAGUGAAAUCAAAGCCUUUUCUUACUGUAAUUCAUUCUUUGUAUGUCCAUAUAACAUACCACUUUCAGAGUAUUCCAAACCUACACCUCAGUGUAAUGUGUAAUAAUGAGGUUAUUUUGACCAGUAACAAGUCAUUUUCAUUGUUUAACAAAGGUGUAAGUAGGAAUGAAUAAAUUUUGAAUGAGCUGGCAAAGUACAGCAAUGGGAACUGAGAAGGGAAACAAAAUCAUUGACAGAUGGGAGAAAAUCUGUCUGCUGUUCUUCAGAAGAACUCACAUUUACCGACACAUGGCAGGGUGGGAUGAUUAAUGCUGGUUUGGAAAUCAGCAAGUAUGAUUUGUCUUCUGGCCACAUGAGUGCAUUGUAUUUAAAACAUAUCUGGUUCUCAUCUUGAUUAGGUGGUCAUUUUACUAAGUCUAUAGAUUAUGGCUCCUCUGGACAUCCAGACCAUGUCCUCUGCCAGUAGCAAUUUGAGGUUCUUCUCAUCAUGUAAAGUAGCUCCUGUGUAUUAGUCUUGAGAAAAUGAUACUGCAGUCUGAACGCUGCUGCUUCACAGCAGAGUCCUGUACAAAAUGCUGCUUGGUGUAUAAUGAAAAGGUCGGGUUGGGUGUACAGAGAGGGUUGGCUGGUGUAAGGAUACUAUCUGAGCUAAUUUCCCUGUGCAAUGUAAUUUAACUUAACAUGUAAUUGUUCCAUAUGUAAUAAACAUUCACAU